AUUAUAUAAUCAAAUCAUCAUCGCAACGGCGACGUUUUCAUACGAAAAACGACGUGACGUUCUUAUAUAAAAUAUAUACACGACACGACUGGUAACUUAAAGGAAGGCCUUAUCUUUUCUCCAGUCCUCUCCCUCGUUUAAGCGCUAAAACUCAAUGGCUUCCACACUUGUUGUUCCUCAACUUCUCUCUUCUCCCACGAGUCUCAACGUCGCAGCUCCAAGAACCUAUACCUUCAACGCACACAACACUCGUCGAACAGUGAAGUGCUCUUCAACCCCAGAACCAAAAGAUCAGCAGUUCCUCGACCUCACACCUUCACCAGACUCCAUCAACACCACGAGCACCGAGACCUUCCCCAUCGAGAAACGUCGAAGAUCCGAGAUCAUACGCGACAGGAGACAGAGAGGCAUCGAGAAGCCAGAGCCACCGAACUUCGAGAUAGGUUGGAAGAGAACGAAAGAGAUAAACUUGGAGAAGCCCAAAGGGUACGUGAUAAUGGACUUCUUGGAGAAGUUCGAAGGGUUGAUGGCGAGAGAGUUUGGUUCCAAGGAGCUUUUGGCUAAAGCUGGGGAGAUAGUGGCCGAGAGAGCGAGAGAAGAAGCUGAGGUUUUGAGAGAUGAAGGUGAAGUUGAGGAGAGGAUGGUGACUGAGCUUUUCAGGGUUUUGAAGUUGAUGGAGAUGGAUUUGGCUAUGGUUAAAGCUUCUGUUAAAGAAGAGACUCUUAGUGAGAGGAUUGAGCAAGCUAGAGCGAGAUGUAGACAAGCUAUUCUUGUUGCUAAUUCUUUUUAAGACCCAAUCUGUAAAAGAUCUUUAACUUGUUUGGUUCUGUAAUAAUCACAAAGAUUCAUACUCUUCUUGUUCUGUCUGAAUUGGUUAUAGUUUCUUUAAAAGAUAUCAACUUGUUUGGUUCUGUAAUAACAAAGAUUUAUGCUUUU
Messenger RNA from Brassica rapa (field mustard), 936 nucleotides. RefSeq lists its product as uncharacterized. NCBI's taxonomy places the organism in Eukaryota, Viridiplantae, Streptophyta, Magnoliopsida, Brassicales, Brassicaceae. The record is from RefSeq and is a predicted model, not a curated record.